UGGGCUUAAACAACUCAUUAUCAAUUUCACAUCAUUCCUCUUCAUUGAUAUGCAAUAAGCAUAAUUCACAAGGUCCCUGCUUCAUUAUCAUCAUCGUUUCUUGCAGUCACUCGCCAUUUAAAUAUUUUGUUAUCCACCACCCAAUGCACACAUCUACUACUUGCUUUUAGUGGAAAUAGCAUUCGAUACUCCAACGCAGGACAUUUUGUGCUAAAAGUGACGGAAGACAAGGUUAUUUUACCUCAAUCAAGUGUAACCCCUACUGUCUCAACUCAUCUUCGUUUUCAUGAACACAUCUCACUCUCAACAACAAUUUCUGUAAUUUGCUUACUUACUUUGUUGGUUAUUAGCAAAGUCAAUUUGUUCCCAGCAGAAGAUGAGUCUCGCUGUCCUCUCAUCUUUGUAGCAUCAUAAAUCAUUGCUGCCUCUUCUUCAACAUGAGAUUCCUUCCCAAAAACAAUAAUGGCACUAGUUGGCCCAAAGUUAUUAACAUUGAUUUUGAGGAAAAAUAGCACAAUACCUGACCCAUUAGUGCAUUAGACAUUGUGCGAUGAAGAUGGGCCAUUGUUUGCUCAUCUUCAUUUUUCAGUGGUUGCUUCUUUGUUAUGUUGAAAAGUGCGUAUCUCAAGAUGAGAAAAGCAGUGGGGUAUCUCCAGAAGAUGUGUUACCGAACCUUCCUCAUGUGGCUACAAGACUUCCCUUUGAUACAGGCGAAGUUGGAUUGAGUUCCGAAUCUGAAAAGGAAGCUGUGCCUUUUAACAAGACUGUUUUUCUUAUCCCGAUAACGGGAAUACUUUUGGUUAUCGCGAUGGUGCUUUUGUAUGUUUUCUACACGUGGAAAAUGAACAAGGAGGAAAAUGGAACUAAUGUUGGAAAACCAAAAGUGGAUGACGAUUUUGCAUUUACAGAAGAUGACGAAUCUUCAAUUUCUGAACAGACAGAGGAACCUGAAAUUCCAGUAUUACAGCCGGAUUCACCACCAAGUUACAUUGAAGCUACUUCUUGUAUUACUACCAGUAACCCACACCCACCAAUUUAUUCUUCCACUCCAACCUUAAUGUAGAAUGUAGAUGUAUCUAGAUGUAGAAUGUCAUGCAAGAUGAUGUAUGAUAAUAUUAGAUAUGUAUAGUAUGCAAUGUAUGCAUGACCAUCUCGGAUUUGAUUGCCAGUUAAACCUAGUCAUUUGUUGAAUUUGUGGUUUACUUGUUUUUGUUAAAAAUGAUAAUAAAUGUACAUAUGGUGCGAAUUAAAA
Molecule: messenger RNA, 1252 nt
Organism: Folsomia candida
Lineage: Eukaryota; Metazoa; Arthropoda; Collembola; Entomobryomorpha; Isotomidae
Exons: 3
Coding region: 551-1063 (170 amino acids)
Source: RefSeq, a predicted model, not a curated record